AUGUCAACCGACGACUGGAAGUCAAAGGAAACUCUGUACGAGUUUUCCGCCACAGACAUUGACGGACAAGUGGUGUCUCUGGACAAGUACAAAGGCAAGCCGACGAUUAUCGUCAACGUUGCUACCAAUUGUGGCUACACCCAGAACAACUACAAGCAACUGAACGAGCUGUACGACAAGUAUGAAGCUCAGGGUCUGCGCAUCGCCGCCUUUCCCUGCAACCAGUUUGGCGGCCAGGAGCCGGGCUGCGACGUGGAUAUCAAAGAAUUUAUUCACAAAAAGGGGGUUCGAUUUGACAUGUACUCCAAAGUCGAUGUGAACGGGAAUGACGCCCUUCCACUGUUCAAGUGGCUCAAGUCAAAGCAAGGAGGCAUCCUGGGAAUUGAUGCCAUCAAGUGGAACUUUACCAAGUUCUUGGUCGACAAAGAAGGCAAGCCAAUCAAGCGCUUUGCUCCAAAUGAUGAUCCCGUCGUUAUGGAACCGGACAUCAAAGCCGCUCUUUAA
Messenger RNA from Rhagoletis zephyria (snowberry fruit fly), 504 nucleotides. The record is from RefSeq and is a predicted model, not a curated record. Lineage: Eukaryota; Metazoa; Arthropoda; Insecta; Diptera; Tephritidae.